Molecule: messenger RNA, 1119 nt
Organism: Sphaerodactylus townsendi
Lineage: Eukaryota; Metazoa; Chordata; Lepidosauria; Squamata; Sphaerodactylidae
Product: olfactory receptor 5V1-like
Biological process (GO): G protein-coupled receptor signaling pathway
Cellular component (GO): membrane
Molecular function (GO): olfactory receptor activity; G protein-coupled receptor activity
Source: RefSeq, a predicted model, not a curated record
AUGGACAGACUUGAGGAGGACGAGGACGAGGACGAGGACGAGGACGAGGACGAGGAAGGAUUGUCAUCCAUGUGCAAAGGUGAGCGACAAAGGGUCAUCUCAGUCAAAACACCUGCACUGGGGAAGAUGACUUUUAGGCGAUCAACAGGAAUCAAGAAUCAGACAGAAGUGGUGGAAUUUGUCUUCCUGGGGUUCUCUGGCAUUCUGUAUGGUCACAUAUACCUCUCCCUGGUAUUCUUAGCCAUCUACUUGGUCACCGUACUGGGGAACCUCAUGAUAUUUAUUAUGAUUCAACUGGAUUCCAGCCUCCAUAGUUACAUGUAUUAUUUCCUCAGCCAUCUCUCCUGCUUAGAUAUUUGCAUCUCCUCUGUCACCGUCCCUAAGAUCAUGGUGAACCUCUUGCUCCAACAACAGACCAUCUCCUACAAUGAGUGCAUGGCCCAGAUGUUCUUCCUGAUGUCUUUCCGCGGGGAGCAGAAGAGGCCUGGCUUGCUAGCUGUCAUAACCCUCGACCUUCAUGCAUGCAUCUGCAAACCUUUGCAUUACUCCCACCUCAUGAACACCAAGGUGUGCACCGUACUGGCCUUUGCCACGUGGAUCUGGGGCUUCCUAGACUCCGCUCUACAGAUGGCACUCAGCACCAGGUUGGACUUUUGUGGAGUCAACCAGAUUCAUCACAUCUUCUGUGAUGUACCUCCACUGAUGAAAAUUGCUUGCAAUGAUGCACCCAUCAAUAAACUGGCACUCCAAAUGGCAGGAGUUUUUAUGGGUGGGGGGCCCUUACUGUUCAUUAUUUCCUCAUACAUCUUCAUCCUGUCCUCCAUCUUGAGGAUUCAGUCCACUACUGGCAAGCGCAAAGCGUUUUCCACUUGUGCGUCUCACCUCACGGUUGUCUUCAUUUACUAUGGAAAUGCACUACUGAACUAUCAGAGGCCACGUGCUGGUUACUCAGUGGCGACGGGCACUUUGGUCUCCAUCAUGUACUGUGUAAUCACCCCAAUGCUGAACCCCCUCAUUUACAGCCUCCGCAACAAAGACGUGAAGGGGGCCCUGAAGAAGGCUGUGGAAAGCUGGAGGAAGUCUGAGCAUCACCACUCUGCUUUCAAGAUUGCAAGAUGA